AGUAUCACCUAACAUGGCGUGCGCCCGGGCAGCAUGAGCCAUGGCGAAGGGGAGCAGGCAGCGGUACCUGGAGUACUCCGCCAUGGCUCCCAGGCUGCUGGCCCGCAUCUGCAAGCUCAUGGUCACGUGCCGCAACGCGGGCAUCACCAUCCCCAAGGGCAUCCGGAACAUCUUCGAGUUCACGUGGGAGGACCUCGCCGCUAACCCCGCGGUGACCGCCCCUGCCAGCAUCGCGGGCCUGGAGGCCGCCUUCGGCCCGCCCCCCGUGCCGCCCGUGGAAGCCGUCCAGGCGCAAGCCCCCGCCCAGAAGAAGCCGGCCGCGUCCGCACCGCCGCCCUCCGUGGUGCCGGCCAAGCAGCCCAGCGCCGCCCCUCGCACUCCCUCCCGCCAGGGGCCCUCGGGCCAGGAAACCCUAAACAGGUUUCAGAAGCAGUCCAUCCACCUCCUGACCGAGCUCCUCUCCCUCAAGAUGAAGGCCAUGCUGGAGGCCGUCUCUGGCGCCAACCCCCUGGAUAUCACCAAGCGCUUCAUGGAGGCCAGCCAGCUGCUCCAUCUCAACGCCAAGGAGAUGGCCUUUGACUCUCUGCUCGGCACCAUUGGGAGAAGUGGCUACAGCGCGGCGCACACAGGGAAAGAGUCCCUGGUGAGCAUCCCUGUCAUGGGAGUGAACUCUCCUUACCAGCUCGUCUACCAGUCUUCCACUGCCUGCCUGAGCUUCUCCCUCUCCACGGUAAAGGAGACCAGGAAGAAAACAGCUCCGGGGAAGGUCAAGGGCAUGGAGGAGAUCCUGUCUCCAGGCCCAGGCCCGCUGCCGCGCGUGAAAGCCUUCCCUGAGAUGGAGAUCAACGACCCCUGCCCGGAGGCCCGCGAGAUGCUGCAGGAGAUGUGUCGCCACAUACAAAGUGAAAAGGCCACCUUGAAGGGGAAGAAUUUCUGCCACCCCAUGAUCUUACGCACCUACAAGUCGAAGUCCACCUACCACCCAGCGUUACCCUCCAAAGGGGAUUCUCAUAGCCAGGGAGCCCACCACUCGCCCCCUGGGGGGACUCAGACCCCGACCUCCACCUCCCACCAGCCCGCCAGCCACCAUUCCCACGGCGGCUGGCAAGACACGAAGCCACCCAAGAAGCCCCUCAAGUUCCAUCACUCUUUCAACGAUGGGUCCUCCUUCAUUUACUAUCCCUCGGGAAACAUGGCUGUGUGUCAGAUCCCCACGUGCUGCAAGGGGCGGAGCAUCACCUGCCUCUUCAACGACAUCCCUCACUUGUUCCUGGCGCUGUUCAACGCUGAGGGCCAAGGCUGCGUGCACUACAACACAAAGGCCUGCUGCCCGUACAUUUUGUUCUUCGACGAGGAAGGCGGGACCACCAACGACCCGAAGGGCCACACAGUCCACCAGUGGAGCUGGGCUUCCAAGACCGAGACUCUGCUCUCCCUGGAGUACAAGGUGAACGAGCAAAUGAAGCUCACAGUGCUGGGACAGGACUCCAUCAUGGUUACCUUCACCUGCCUGAACGAGACCGUGACGUUCACUCUGUCAACCAAAAACUGUCCCCACAGCAUGACGCACGAUAGGCGGCUGACCCGCAGAGUCACCAUCGUGGAUGAGAAAAUACUGAAGAUGAACCGAGCUCUUGCUGAGAUCAAAAAGCGAUUUCAGAAGACAGUGUCUCAGUUCAUGAACUCCAUCCUGGUGGCAGCAGGGCUGUUCACCAUCAAAUACCUGCCCCCAAGGGAAGACGCCGACGUGAGCUGGCUCAAGACAAAACCUGGAACGCAUUCCGAGCGAGCUUCCAGGCUCAGUAUAAGCGGAGAAAUCCCCUUCCGAUCCCAGUCAACCCGACAAGAAUCUGUCGUCGAAGACGCUUUGAAGGAAGAGGCCGCAGCGCCUGCCACCGCCACUGCCCGGAAGAAGAACCUCAGGAUGCAUGCCACGGGCGCGGCCACGGCCAGGCGCAGAGCCAGGAAGCUGCACAGCCCCACGUGGUGGGCGGCCUCGCCCUACGACUGCCCGCUGGUGCUGCGCAAGCUCAUCUGCAAGGAGGACGUGCGGGCGGGCUGCAAGUGCAUGGUGAAGGCCCCGCUGGUGUCGGACCUGGAGCUGGAGCGCUUCCUGUCCGCACCCCGGAACCCCAGCCAGGUGCUGGUGUUCGGGAUCCUCUCCAGCCAGGACCCCACCAGCACCGCCCAGCUCCAGUGGCUGCUGGACACGCUGUACAGCCACCGGCAGCAGGGCCGCGCCUCCCCCUGCAUCCAGUGCCGGCACGACCCCUACCGCCUGCUGCGGUACGACCUGAACAGCCCCCUGCACAAGGAGCCGCCCCUGCUGGUGAAGAAGUACUCUGUGGUGCAGGGCAUGGUGCUGAUGUUUGCCGGGGGGAAGCUUCUGUUUGGGGGCUGUGUUCUGAAUGGAUAUGGCUUCAGCAAACAGAAUCUGCUGAAGCAGAUCCUGCGGGCUCAACAGGACUGCCAGCUGGGCUACUUCCUGCCAGACAACUACAAGUUCAGUGUGACCACCUCCCUCUCCGUCCUGGAGAGCGCCGACUCCGCCAGGAGAGCCAUGUCCGAAGACCUGGAGGGAAGCUUCUCUUCGGCCCUGGGCGAGAAGCUGGUGGAAGAGCCCUUCCCGCCCCAGGCUGACAAGUUGAAACCACCCGAAGUCGACGCGCAACUUGCCAGCAAGCAAAGGAGGGGCAGUAAGAAGAUCACCCCCUCGAAGAAGCAGGGUUUGAAGAAGUGACGGCCCCACCUAGCCGGGCGAGCAGCGCGGUCUCCCACCUCCUCUAAUAAACCCUCCUUCCUCCAGGCCUGGGUGAGGCCGUGG
Messenger RNA from Perognathus longimembris pacificus (Pacific pocket mouse), 2824 nucleotides. It is a transcript of the gene Fam194c, whose product is annotated as chromosome 10 C3orf20 homolog. Bases 41 to 2740 code for a protein of 899 amino acids. NCBI's taxonomy places the organism in Eukaryota, Metazoa, Chordata, Mammalia, Rodentia, Heteromyidae. The transcript has 15 exons. The record is from RefSeq and is a predicted model, not a curated record.